AGAGAGAGAGAGAGAGAGAGAGAGAGAGCAACAAUCUAAUACUAUGGAGCCUGAAGGAAACUUUGUUACCACGAGAAUAGUUAUUCUGUGGAGACUGUUUCUGAUUCGGCUUCUGACAUUGCAGCUUACAUUCGCGUUAGCACCAACCAAUGCCUUGCCCGGGUGUCCGCAACGCUGCGGCGACGUCGAGAUCCCGUAUCCGUUCGGCAUCGGCCCCAGCUGCUCGAGGGAGGGCUUCACACUCAACUGCACCUUCAGCGACGGCACCUACAAGCCCUUCCUGAACAACAUCGAGUUCUUGAACAUUUCCUUCUUGUUGGGCCAAGCCCGCAUCGCCAACGGGGUGUCGAGCCAAUGCUACAACUCCAAGAACCACAGCCUGACGUAUAACAACUGGCAGAUGAACCUCGCGGCGUCGUCGCCGUACCGGUUCUCCAGCACCCUCAACAAGUUUACGACCGUCGGCUGCGAUACGCUGGCCUACAUCGCAAUCAGCGACACGGCGCAUAGAUACCGGAGCGGGUGCGUCUCCGUGUGUGAGGACAAGGAGAGCUUGACCAACGGCUCGUGCUCGGGCAUCGGCUGCUGCCAGACCGCCAUCCCGAAGGGGAUAGGAUACUACGCCGUGCGGUUCGACGACAACUUCAAUAGCUCCGACACGUACUGGUUCAGCCCGUGCGGCUAUGCCGUGCUGGUGGAGGAAGGCGCCUUCGAGUUCAGCACCUCCUACGUCACGACGGGUGCGCUGCGCGGCAGAAAGCUGCCGCUGGUGCUCGACUGGGCUGUGAGAAACAAGACGUGCCGGCAGGCCCGGCGAAACACGACCUCCUACGCCUGCGUCAGCGACAACAGCGAGUGCGUCGACUCCGGCAACGGCCCCGGCUAUCUAUGCAAUUGCUCAAAGGGCUAUCAAGGCAAUCCUUAUUUACCACAUGGGUGCCGAGAUAUUGAUGAGUGUGCAAACAAGAAUGGAUCUUCUUGCUCUGGAGUUUGCCACAAUACACAAGGUGGAUACUGGUGUUCAUGCCCACCUGGUACACAUGGGAACCCAUAUAAUGGAACCUGCUAUCAGAACCAGAACCAGAAACUUCCACUAGCAGUGAAGCUGGCUACUGGCAUUGGCAUCAGCCUCCUCCUUAUUCUAAUUAUCUUCUUAUGUAUUCAUAUCAUAUGUGAAAAGAGGAAGCUUAUAAAAGUUAAAGAGAAGAACUUCCAAGAACAUGGAGGUAAGCUAUUAUUGGAAGAAAUCGGAAAGCAGCAGGGCCUUGGAUUCAAGAUAUUUACAGAAGAAGAGCUCGAACAGGCGACAAACAAGUUUCACAGAAACAACAUCCUAGGGCAUGGAGGAUACGGUACAGUGUACAAGGGAAUUCUCAAAGACAAUCGUGUUGUAGCCAUAAAGAAAGCUAAGAUUAUUGGCGAAAGACAAAAGAAAGAAUUCGGAAAGGAGAUGCUUAUUCUUUCCCAGAUCAACCAUAAAAACAUAGUUAAGCUCCUCGGAUGUUGUUUGCAGGUGGAAGUUCCCAUUUUGGUGUAUGAAUAUGUUUCCAAUGGGACGCUAUUCCAGUUGAUCCAUCGCAAUAGCCAUGGGAUUCAUUUAUCUUUGGAGGCACGUCUGCGAAUAGCUCUCGAGUCUGCAGAAGCACUUGCGUACUUGCAUUCGUUGGCAUCCCCUCCGAUAAUUCAUGGAGAUAUCAAGUCCUCCAACAUCCUUUUGGAUGAUCAUUUUACGGCAAAGGUCUCCGAUUUUGGAGCUUCUAUGCUUGCUCCUAGGGAUGAAGCUCAGUUUGUCACAUUGGUGCAAGGGACUUGUGGUUAUUUAGACCCGGAAUACCUACAAACAUAUCAGUUGACUACUAAAAGUGAUGUUUAUAGUUUCGGUGUGGUUCUUUUGGAGCUCAUCACCGGUAAGAAAGCACUAUAUUUUGAAGGAAACGAAGAAGAGACGAACCUUUCGUCAAACUUCUUAUCUGCUAUGAAGGAAAACCGCUUUGGUGAACUUCUUGAUGACCGGAUCAAGAACGAUGAAGAGAUGGAAAGGAUCAGCGAAAUUGCUCAACUAGCGAAAGCUUGCUUAAAUGUCAAGGGAGAAGAGAGGCCCCUGAUGAAGGAAGUAGCGGAGGAGCUCGACAGAUUGAGAAAGAUGAAGCAACAUCCCUGGGAUCAACAUAGUAACCCCACAGAGAUAGAGAGUUUGCUUAGCAAUCCCUCGAGCUAUUGUGGGGCAGAAAUCACCAGCCAUUACAGUUUAGAGAAGAAAGCUGUGCUAAAUAUAGAAUCUGGACGUUGAUCCUAUUUGGUCAAAUGCAUGCCUAGCGACAAACUCCUAUGUUCCUUUCAUUAUUAUAUUUAUGUAAAGUUUUAAGUGUAUUAGGGUAAAGUGUAUGAAUUAUCCUAUAGAUCCAUGUAAUUUGAACUUAGACAUAACAUCUUUGAACUUUUAGAUGUAAUGCAGAAAAAGCAACUUUCAGAUGCUACGCUAUUAGCAUUAUUGCA
Molecule: messenger RNA, 2496 nt
Organism: Ananas comosus (pineapple)
Lineage: Eukaryota; Viridiplantae; Streptophyta; Magnoliopsida; Poales; Bromeliaceae
Product: wall-associated receptor kinase 2-like
Exons: 3
Coding region: 44-2290 (748 amino acids)
Biological process (GO): cell surface receptor signaling pathway; protein phosphorylation
Cellular component (GO): plasma membrane
Molecular function (GO): protein serine/threonine kinase activity; calcium ion binding; ATP binding
Source: RefSeq, a predicted model, not a curated record